Fusarium verticillioides 7600 is the source of this 1192-nucleotide messenger RNA. RefSeq lists its product as hypothetical. The coding region runs from base 99 to 875 and encodes 258 amino acids. Gene Ontology annotation, molecular function: hydrolase activity, acting on glycosyl bonds. The transcript is spliced from 2 exons. Lineage: Eukaryota; Fungi; Ascomycota; Sordariomycetes; Hypocreales; Nectriaceae. The record is from RefSeq and is a predicted model, not a curated record.
GUCUCCUUUUCAGAAGAAACUUCUUCCUCUCUUCAGCGUUUGCCGUUCGUACACUCGUUUAUACUACAACGCUACCAUUACUCUCGUUAAGAUUCAGGAUGCGUUGGAUUUCUAUCGUCGCUGUUCUCGGCGCUGUUGCUAGCGCUCGUCCGCUGUGCCGUCCUGAUCGAUCGACUACGACUGGUCUGCCCUCGACUACAGCGACUACGAGCGUUGAGACUUUGAGCACUGAGUCUGCGACUGCUACUGAGACCUCGGCUAUUGAGACUACUGCUACUUCUGCUACUACUUUUACUGAAUCGGAGACUGCUACUGCGACUACGGGUUUCACUACUGUUACUACUGCGGUUACCAGCGAAGCUGCGACUACUACCUCUGACGCCCCCGAGGCUACCAACUACAUCCAGAACGGCGAUUUUGAGGAUAGCCCCAACACUGAUUGGAGUGUUCGAACCAGCGAUAUCAAGGACGACCCUGAACGAGCUCACUCCGGCAACAAAUACGUCCAAUACGAUGUUGAUGACUCCGAAGCCGUCGGUGGUAACCAACUGAACCAAACUGUCAAUGGUCUCGAUACCGAGCGUCUCUACCGUCUUACAGCCUACGCCACUGUCUUCAACACUCCCGCACCCGUCAAGGACGAAAGCACCAUCUGCGUCAUUCAAGCUCUGCAAGAGAGCACGAUCAUAGUUCAGUGGCGCCUCGACUUUACGAAUCUGGGUACAUAUAAGCAGUAUUUCGUCGACUUCACGCCAUCUGAUGACGAUGUUACUGUUACGAUGAGGCUUCGGUGCAGUGAUGGAAAGAAGGUUACUUUGUCUGUUGGUCUGGAUGAUGUUUCUCUGUAUGACAUUGGUCCUAAGCUUGUUGGCUAAGCUACUGUUUCACCCCAAUAAUUUGGCAAGACCUGGGCAUCUCAUUCAUGGGAAGCAUCAAGACAACCAAGAUGAACCCUAGCUCUGUGAGAGUAGGUUGCAGAGAGUCUUGCCAUGGUAUUUAUUCUUCUUCGACAUGCCAGCAACGAUUUUGCAUAUAUAUGGCCAUUAAUCUUACAUAUUCUAUCACUAUCCUGCCUAGGAUCUUUGCAAUGCUUGAGGUAGCUACGGGCCCUCAGGGUAUAUGCAUCACUCGUAGUAGAACUCGAGGACAUAGUGAAGGAAUGUCCUUCAUAUUCAAUUUGUUCCAUGCUCAG